Molecule: messenger RNA, 1047 nt
Organism: Naegleria lovaniensis
Lineage: Eukaryota; Heterolobosea; Eutetramitea; Acrasida; Naegleriidae
Exons: 1
Coding region: 1-1047 (348 amino acids)
Biological process (GO): regulation of transcription by RNA polymerase II
Molecular function (GO): RNA polymerase II cis-regulatory region sequence-specific DNA binding; DNA-binding transcription factor activity, RNA polymerase II-specific; protein dimerization activity
Source: RefSeq, a predicted model, not a curated record
AUGGGACGAAAGAAAAUAGCCAUUCAACCUCUCACUGAUGAACGCAAUCGUCAUGUUACCUUCAACAAGCGUAAACAAGGUCUCGUCAAAAAGGCUAUGGAGUUAUCCAUUCUAUGCAAUUGCCAAAUAUCCCUUGUCAUAUUUAACUCGGAGAAUCAAUUGUUUGAGUAUUGCAGCACAGAUCCAAGAUCUAUUCUUCAGCGCUAUUGUCAAGUAGCACACCUACCUCAUGAACGAUUAACCAAUGCCGAAUAUACCAAGUUCGAUAAGAGUGGUAAUUUACCAACAACAACUACGGGAACAACCGACACAAGCUCCAUUGAUGUAACACAAGCCAGUCAAGCCUCUUCAUCAACCACCAAUGCCACUCAGUCUACUGCUGCAACCUCUGCAACAACAACAACAACGACAGCAACAACGAGCAAUGGCGGAAAUACUUCGAGCAAAUCAAAGUCGAAAUCAAAGACACCAAAGAAAAGAAAAUCCAAAAAGGAAAAGAGUGAAAGUGAAGAUUCCGAUGAAGAAACCACAAGUAGCACCAAAAACAAAAUGACACUUCCAAUUUCAGCAGAGCCUUCCAACGUGAGUGCAGCAGCCAUUACUCACCCACCAUUGGCUGGCACUGUACCACCUUUCGCUGCUUAUCCUCAAUUUACAGGUCAACCAAUCUUUGCAGAUCCAAUUCCAACACCGCAGACCGCAUUGCUUAACACAUUUUUCGAUGGUGCAUUUGACCCUCUUACUCCAAGAACAGCCGAAGCUAUUGACAACAUUUCUCGUAGUGCACUCGACAAUCAAAAGAAGAGAAACUCUCCAACCACAGGUUCCGAUAAGAAUCAAGAUGAAGUUGAAUCACCAUCACAAAAGAAGAGAAAAACUGGACUCACCAUUCAAGUUCCUACCAAUAAGAAUGUACCUCUAAAGAGAAUUGAGAGCUCUCUCUCUGAGUCAGCUCAACAAGAGAAUGGUGAGAGUGACUUUAUUGCUCCAGCAAACAGCACAACCAACACUAGCGGUGCAUUACCAACAGCAGUAGCAAUCCUUUAA